GUCUCUGUGAACACAUGCUAGUCGGCCUGGCUGGUCUGGUCCGGGUGUCGUGCUCAGAGUUUCGUUGGGGCUGCAACCAGUUUGCUGGCAUCGAUCGUCCUUUGCGCUCGUGCAUGCUGCGGCCAGUGUCUGUUCCGUGGUCGUAUUCGCAGUCGUAACCCCAACCGAUCCAAAACGAACCGAGAAGAACUGAACAGAUCCACACCGAAAUCGAUCUCUUAAGUUGACCCAAGUGAGAUUCUGUGAGUUGGUUCUCGCCUCCAGAGACAAUCGCGCUGCGUCCGACUCGUGUUUUUUUUUUUGCCCUACCUCUGGCUCGCUAGGCCUAAAAGUCUGAAAACGUCUUCGGUAUGUGGCAGACCUGAAAUGGAGUAUUCGCCGCAGAGCGCCACAGCUAACGAAUUUUCUCGCAGAAAACUAAGUGCCGUCUACAGUUUGUCUGGCAAAAGAUAACAAAAAAUAAUUAUUGCCGGUAGUGGUGUACUGGGGACACCCGAGUCUCGGUCUCGGUGCGGGUGCGGUCCCGGCUGGCGGUUCAACUCUCGCUCUCACUCAGACUCUCUCGCUCCGGCUGGCAUUUCUUCGUGCUCGCAUCUCGCAGCUCUCGGAGAUAAUCUCGCUUGCAUAACCAAGAGCAGCACACCUCCGAAGCAGAUGCAAAUGCAGAUAGACAUCUAGAACUACUCGCAGAGGUGGACCCGGCUGAUACUUUCGCGCUGCCAGCGAACUGUUCUCAUUGUCUGCGGUGCUUAACAAUCUAUUCAAUCAAGAGUCUACAAAUAAGGGAUUAAUAACCAAGUGAAAAAUAACCAUAAACAAUAUAUACCAAUAUAUUAAAUAAAUACUUAAAACAUACAUUAAUCGAAUAAAUAUUACAAGUCCUUGAGCUAAAGCUGAAUAAAUUCGACGUACACAUGUAUAACCGCACUAAUAAUCAAUAAUAUUCUAAUAAAUUGUGCUGAAAGGUCUCGACGCGCGAGUAAAAAUACUUUACCCUCUUGCAAUCCGAAAAAUGCUUCCCAUAAGGAGCUCUAACAACUAGUCGGGGUAGAAAACUGUCAGAAACACAGCUACGGCUACGGCUACAGCUACAGUCCCAACUGGAAUUGCCAAGAUCAAGGACAUUUGAAUAUUCUGGGAUGGUUUCGGAGGAGAACUGGAACAGCGACACCAUGUCUGACUCGGAUAUGAUCGACUCGAAGAACGACGUGUGCGGCGGGGCCUCCAGCUCCAGCGGGAGCUCAAUCUCCCCGCGCACACCGCCCAACUGUGCCCGCUGUCGAAACCACGGCCUGAAGAUUACCCUGAAGGGCCACAAGCGCUACUGCAAGUACCGCUACUGCACGUGCGAGAAGUGCCGGCUGACGGCGGACCGCCAGCGGGUGAUGGCCCUCCAGACGGCCCUGCGCCGAGCCCAAGCGCAGGACGAGCAGCGCGCCCUGCACAUGCACGAGGUGCCGCCUCCGUCGACGUCAACUACUGCCCUGCUGGGCCACCACCACCACGUCGCUGCCACCGCCCACGUUCACACUCAUCACGUCCAUCCGCACCACAGCCAUGGCCACCACUCGCACUCGCACUCGCACCAUGGCCAUGUGCUGCACCAGCACCAGCAGAUAGUGGCUUCAGGCGCGGCAGCUCCUUCGCAGCCGCCGCAGUCCCACCUGAGUGGGGGCCACAAUGGGGCAGGAGCCACAGGGCCAGCCACCGUCUCCAGCUUGCAUGGUCACGCUCAUGUGCACCAAGUACACAUGGCGGCUGCCGCGGCCGCCACAGUGGCUCAUCAGCAGCAGCACCACCAGAGCCACCAGCACCAGCAUCAUCCACACCACCAGCAUCCACAGCACCAGCCACAGCACACGGCGCUCCGAUCUCCUCCACCCAACGAGCACGCCGGAAGCAUUGGACCAGCUACCAGCAGUUCAGGAGGCGGAGCCAGCUCGAGCAGUGGCGCCGUUGCCACAUCGAGCAGCGCAUCAAGCAGUGGCGCAGGUGUUGGUGGAGGCGGAAGCGGCAGCGGCGUUGGUGGACGGGCCGGCAGUGGCGGGGUCAGUGUCAUUACUAGUGCCGAUCCGCACAUGUCCACGGUCCCCACACCAGCCCAAUCGCUGGAGGGCUCCUGUGAUUCAUCAUCUCCCUCGCCAUCGUCCACGUCCGGCGCCGCCAUUUUGCCGAUCUCAGUCUCCGUUAAUCGCAAGAAUGGCGCCAAUGUACCGUUGGGCCAAGACGUUUUCCUAGACUAUUGCCAAAAGCUAUUAGAGAAAUUCCGAUAUCCCUGGGAGCUGAUGCCGCUCAUGUAUGUGAUACUGAAGGACGCUGACGCAAAUAUCGAAGAGGCUUCCCGUCGAAUCGAAGAGGCACGUGUAGAAAUAAAUCGUAUUGUAGCCCAAAUCUAUUACAACUACUACACACCGAUGGCUUUGGUGAACGGAGCACCGAUGUACCUGACCUAUCCGAGCAUCGAACAGGGCCGCUAUGGAGCGCACUUCACCCACCUGCCCCUCACCCAGAUUCGUCCGCCGACGCCCGAGCCACUGGCCCUGAGCCGGUCUCCAUCUAGCCCAAGCGGAGCAGCCGCCCAUCCUCAUCAGAAACACUCGCGGCCCGGGAGUAGCAACGGCACCGUGCAUUCGGCCGCCUCGCCAACAAUGGUCACCAUGAUGCCAACCACCUCUACGCCCACCCACCGCCAAAGAUCCCGCUCGGGCACGCCCCCCACGCCGCCUCCGCCGCCACCAGCACACAGCAGCAGCAACGGAGCCUACCAUCAUGGCCACCAUCUGGUCAGCUCCACGGCUGCCACGUAGCAGUAUCGCAAUGUUGCCGCCGCUGUGGCGGCAGCAGCAGCGGCAGCUGUCCUCUUUGUCGAUAAUUAAUGGUAUCAGCCAGCUUGAUUGGAGGUCAGAUCCCAGGAACGAACACAAAUCCCCCAACCCGACUACUGCAUGAAUGUUAUUUGUAUGAUAUCUAACCAACGUAUGGCAUAUUUUAAGUUAAAUUAAAAAAUAAUAUAGCACGAACAGUAGGAAUAGGCUAUCCCAAGAACACGUUUUCAAAUUGAUCUCAAACCAAUCUUAAAUAAACAAAAAUAUCCCUAUAUAUUAUGUAAAGAAAGCUUUUCUCGUUGGUGAGUGGUCUGCGAAACUUGAAGAUCAUCUAUUCCUAGUAAAUCAAAACUCGUUAUUCAUAUGUAAUAUAUAUACAUAUACAUAUAUGUUUCAUUUAACAAUGAAAACUUUCUCUGCGAGUAACUGUUCGGAAAUCUAUCACUGACCUGCACAAAUUAAACAAGUUCUUCUAAACUACAGUAGACAUAGACAUGCGAGUAUAUAAACGACUUCUAGUCCAAGGCAUGAGCACGUCCAUUCGGAUCCUUCAACACGAACGUGUGCAGCAUCUGGUAGUACCGUCAUGGGGAAUCGCGAUCACAUUUGUUCUACUCGUAUAGUUCUUACAUAUGAUAUGAGAUUAUCAGCUUGAAGUAACCAGAUGAUAAUUAUAUACAUCCAAUUAUAUCCAAUUAUACAUAUGUAUUUAUGCACGAGUAUAUAUGCAUACAUAUAUCAGAUAAAUAUAUUACACUUUCUAGGGCUGUGCGCUGCCAUGUAAAGAGAGCAUGCGGUUUAAUACUUUGUGAGAACUGAUCUAGCAGAUCUGAAAAUAGUGUAGCGUUGGCUAUAUAGAAA
Messenger RNA from Drosophila miranda, 3686 nucleotides. RefSeq names its product protein doublesex (gene dsx). The coding region runs from base 1140 to 2807 and encodes 555 amino acids. NCBI's taxonomy places the organism in Eukaryota, Metazoa, Arthropoda, Insecta, Diptera, Drosophilidae. Gene Ontology annotation, molecular function: RNA polymerase II cis-regulatory region sequence-specific DNA binding; DNA-binding transcription factor activity, RNA polymerase II-specific. Gene Ontology annotation, cellular component: nucleus. The record is from RefSeq and is a predicted model, not a curated record. The transcript has 5 exons. Gene Ontology annotation, biological process: sex differentiation; regulation of transcription by RNA polymerase II.